Mercenaria mercenaria is the source of this 4393-nucleotide messenger RNA. Its product is annotated as thiamine transporter 2-like. Gene Ontology annotation, biological process: transmembrane transport; vitamin transport. Gene Ontology annotation, molecular function: vitamin transmembrane transporter activity. The transcript has 5 exons. NCBI's taxonomy places the organism in Eukaryota, Metazoa, Mollusca, Bivalvia, Venerida, Veneridae. The record is from RefSeq and is a predicted model, not a curated record. Gene Ontology annotation, cellular component: plasma membrane. Bases 1896 to 3329 code for a protein of 477 amino acids.
AGAACAUGUUGAAUGUUAUGUUUAUGCUAUUUUACAAUUUUGUUGUUCUAUGACACCUAUCGAGAAAGUUCACAAUGAGUUAAGUACGCUCCUUACAAUUCUGGCCGAAAGUCUACUUUGUGUGCCUGCAAAUGUCAAAAUAUACCUGCACGUAUAAAAGUAUGCGUACGCGCGUAAAUAUAAACGUGCACGCAUGCAUUUUAUCAUAUAUAGAUGCGCAUAGAUGGACGUGAACGCGUUUUAAUACAAGCACUAGUAAUUACAAAUGCAAGGGUAAAAUUAUAUUUCUUGUUUAAACGUCUGACAAGCAUUCAGCUGACCAAAACUGUCGCUCUGAUGUGAAAGCUUCUAACUCAAAACAACAUAGGCCUUCAACAAUGAGCCCUGAAAAAAAGAAUUCGUCUGGCUGUUCUGCUAUAUAUAGAGGAGAAAUUUGUUUUGUGUAUGCAAAGCACUGUACAUUGUUUGACCCUGUUUUCCCCUAACUUCUUACAACCAGGCAGAAAAUGACCAUAUUUUGGAAAAUUUUAUAGUUUCACUACUAACAGUGAAUGGACUAUUGAGUAUUAUUAAAUCACAUUUAUUGUUUACUGUUGGCAAGGAAACUAACAAACGCAUGCUUAUUAUAUGCUAUAAUUCUUUUAGGUCUGUGUGAUUAGGUUAUUUCGGCUGAACAUAAGGAAGACGGUCUUCGGUCGGCUAGCGAAAAUGUUCAAAACUGACAUGUGCCACAUAAGCCGCAGAUUCUGACAUACGAUACCUGCAUCACAUUUAGAGCAAUCAACUUUCAAUGGGAAAUAUCAGUUAUUCUCUCCCUUGUUUAUCUAUUUAUAUUAGGCAGAGUUUAUGUUAUAAUCCAAGAUCUACGAUGUCACUCAGGUCUGUUUGGCCCAGUCCUGUAACUGUAUGACGUCAGCGUAGCCCAGCUGUCAAUUGUAUAGGCAUCAAUUAGAGUUCCCAAAGUCGGAAGGUGUAUAUCUUAUCACCUUUAUUUCAAGACCUUUACGUGUUAUACUAGUAAACCAAGUAGAUUUGAUCGACGUCUUUACACUCAACGUCAACGUCAAAACUCUAUUACAUUAGUGUAAUACCAAAAUUAUGUAAUGACUCCCACGACGUAAAAAAUGCAAUACAAUAACUGUAUACACAGGAGUAGACAUGCACCAGUCGUUAAAUACCUCUGCAAUAAAAGUCCUCUCCAAUAGCACUUUCAAUUUUCAAAAUAUCUCUUUAUCUCUGACUCGAACUUGAGAUGAGCCCAGAGAGAAAAAAAUAUUUUCUUAGAAAAUAUCAGUGUCUGUAUGAAGAAAAAAUAUUACUACAGAUUACUUAUUCUCAACAGAGUUUGCGAGUCUAAUACAGUCCAAUUUAGAAACGAAUCACCUCUUCGGUUUGUUUAUAUAACUGAGCAAUCAUGACGACCUAAGCCUUACUGUACUCCCAAGUUGAGUAUACGUUUACCUUAUUCCCAGUUACUUCCCUGUACUUUUUUUAUUUAGUGGACUCUGACCACCAUUUACACCUUUUUUUAAACAGGCUACAUUACAUUGAAGUUUUAAAGCGCGUGUUUUGUAAUGUUCUUACACCAAUAAGAACAGUAACGUCUAAAAGCAUUUGUGUUGAAAGGACUUCAGUAUUUAAGAAAGUAAGUUUUUUUACAUUAAUUGUACAAGACUGUGUUUGUUUUCAAUUUGUUAAGUUUUGAUAUUAUAAAUAUAAGUGUGAGAAACACUUUUAUCUAAUCGGCAACCAAACUGUCCGCACUCUGACUAACGUUGAACACUUGAAAUGUUUAUUGUUUUAUGUGUGUGUAUGAAGAAAGAGAAUAAUGGUUAAAGCUUGUCGUUAUAUAUAUAUUUUUCUACAAAGGACAUAAUAUUAUUUUAGAUUUCAUCAUGCUCAGCUGGAAGCUUGUCACGCUAAUUGUCUGCAGUUUUGGAUUUUUCAAAGAUCUGCGUCCUUCAGAAGCUUAUUUAACAGCAUAUCUCACAGGACCAUGGAAGAAUCUCACAGAAACGGAAGUGGACAACGAAAUCUACCCAUGGUGGACUUACUCGUAUCUUUUAUGGCUGUUGCCAAUGUUCUUGUUGACGGAUUAUUUUCGAUACAAACCGAUUCUCAUUCUUGAUGGUGUUGCUUACAUUGUAACAUGGGCACUACUUCUCUGGGCGCAAGGAGUUCCUGCAAUGAAAGGCAUGCAAGUUACGUACGGAUUGGCUACAGCCUGCGAAAUAGGAUAUUAUUCGUAUCUCUACGCGGUCGUUACCAAAGACCAUUUUCAAAAAGUUGCAAGUUUCACGAAAGCAGCAUCUUUGCUAGGAAAGUUCGUAGCGUAUCUGUGCGGCCAACUACUUGUUUCCUUUGACGUCAUGGACUUCUUUCAGCUAAACAUUUUCUCAUUUGUCAGCGUCAUAAUUGCAUUUAUAAUUACUAUAAUUUUACCUCGUGCAAAGCACUCGGAGCUGUUUAACCCAAGAAUAGAAAAUAGUGCGACAACUCCAAAGAGCGAAUCGGUACAUGAAGAAAGCAAUGCUGAUACAGGCGGUGGUGAGAAAACUGCUAAAAGUGAAUCAACAAAAGAAGAAAAAGUUGUUGAUACUAAUAAUGUUAGCAUUAGUGGUCCGAGAAGUUUGAUAAUGUUUCUCUUUGAUGAAGUGAAAACUAUUUACGCCAAUAAGAGUGUCCUUAUUUGGUCAGUUUGGUGGGCAUUUGCGUCAUGUGGCAAUUUUCAGGUUGGGAAUUAUAUACAGAACUUAUGGCAUAUCCUGACACCAUACAAGAAUGACCGGAAACAGCGCCAUCUUUAUAACGGUGCGGUAGAAGCUGCCGGUACACUGUUCAGUUCGGGGACAGUCCUAUUGGUUGGUUUCUUGCCCAUUGAUUGGUCAGUGAGAGGCAGAUGCGAGGUUUUAAUGGCGGCAGUUUGUGGACUUAACGCCGCCAUGUUGAUUAUUAUGGGUAAAACCACAAGUAUCUGGGUAUGCUAUGUACUGUAUGAUGUGUUCAGAGCAACUUAUCAGAUUGUCAUCACCAUAGCAACAGCACAGAUUGCUGAGCACCUAUCACGCCAGAGGUAUGGGUUCGUGUUUGGUUGUAAUACGUUCCUUGCCUUGCUCAUAGAGACCAUUUUAACAGCGAUUGUCGUGGAUGAGUCAGGGCUCGACGUCGAUAUUCAAACACAGUUUAUGGUUUAUGGAGGCUACUUUGCUGUGAUGACAGGUGCUUUCCUGACCGUUGCCAUAGUAACAAUUGUAAGGUCAAGAACAACACAUCGACGUUUCUACAAUAUCGGCAGUAAUGAAGCAAACUUACAAACGACACAGACAUGAGAAAAAUAUUUUUCUGGAACAUUAUGCAUAUCGAAUACAAAUUUCAGUUGUAUGGCUAUAUGGUAGACAAAGAUGUGCAAUGGUUCGUUGGAGAUCAACCAUAUACCUUUCCGCAUGACUGUCCAUCAGACGUUGUACAGUUUUUUUUCUGUUUCUAUUUCACACAUCAUUGUUUUCACUUCGUCGUUAAGUUUAAUGCAUACGGUAUAAUAUACAACUUACAACUUUAUAUUUUAUUAAAGUGUCACAUGUAAAACAUUCAUAACAUUUUUACAUAAUGUAUAAAACAGUCACGUUAAAACAGUUUUACAUCCAGCCAUUACUGACUUAUGAGACACUAAAACAGUAUAAAACAUGUAUUUGUACAUCAAGAUGUUUAGUUUGGAAGUAUCCAUAUUGUUGACCAUCAUUUACCCCAAGGCGCCCAUGCCACCACCACAAAAGCAGUGACGUAACCAAAGCAUCGACGGGCAAAUCAAACUCAACAGCAUCGAAACUAUCCAUUGACCUAACAGUGAUCUUCCCAUAUAAAAAAGUAAAAAGUUUUCUAUAUGUAAGUUAAAAGGGACUGACUGUCUGAUAAGCACAGACGAAAGAAUUAUCAUUAAACUUUAAGAGUCUGUAUCUGUUACUCAUGGAAUGAAGAACUGGACUGAUUUUUCUCUACAGAAUCAAAAACAUACUGAAAGAAACUUGCUUAAUGAUAUAAGUGUACUAAUUAAAUGUUAAGCAUAUAUAAUCUACUGAAUAUUAUUAACGUCUUAUUUGCAUUUCCUUUAAACCAGAAAAGGGUGCAUUAUCUGACAAUCAGUCUCCUCAGAUCACACAGCUUUCACAUCAAUAUCGUUUUUCAACAAUUUAGUACCAUAAAACAAGAUAAAAUGACUUAUUAAAACUAAAAAUAACCAUUUGAGAUUGUUUGCGAGAAAACUAAUAAUUGGGGCACAACAACCUGGAUUAAGCAGGGCCAACAUUUUCAAUGGCCAAACAGACAUAGGCUAACACCAGAUGAAAAGACCCACAAGUUAGUUUUCAUAUAGCUUGGCUAAUGUAGUUGUAUGUUA